This is a messenger RNA of Toxotes jaculatrix (banded archerfish), 6664 nucleotides long. It is a transcript of the gene tjap1, whose product is annotated as tight junction associated protein 1 (peripheral). Gene Ontology annotation, biological process: Golgi organization. The record is from RefSeq and is a predicted model, not a curated record. The coding region runs from base 511 to 2430 and encodes 639 amino acids. Lineage: Eukaryota; Metazoa; Chordata; Actinopteri; Toxotidae. The transcript is spliced from 10 exons. Gene Ontology annotation, cellular component: trans-Golgi network.
CCGCGGGUAAAGAUGGCGACAGCUGAGCGGAGCAGCGGAUCAACUUUAUCCUCCCGGCUCUGACUGGAUUCUCCUCCCGGCGAACGCAGCGUCUGAGCCGGCUGCGUCUUCUCCCGGCGUCCGUUGCUGCUGCCGCCUCCUCGCUGAAAUCUCCUCCGCAGCCGGACCUCAGCGCUCCUCCCCGGCCUCGGAUCGGUUCGGAUCCCCCCCCCACCCCUCCCCUCUCUCUCCCCACCCCUCCCCGCUCACCCCGCCGAGGAGCAGACCGGAGCUCCGGCUAAAGUUUCCUCUCGUCUCCGUUUUCCGGGAUUUGUUGGCGGAGAAAACCCGGACCGAGCCGCGCUAACCGCCCUCACAGGCCCGUCUUGUGUUUCAGGAGGCCUGAAGCUCACAUGCCCAGAGGAGGAGGAGGAGGAGGAGAGGACGAACACAGCAGAGAGGAUGAAGAGUUUUCUGUGCUGACGUACAAGGACUGACAGGCCGACAGGAAGGAAGGAAGCGGGACCCAGGAUGACGAGCACGGCCCCAGCCAGGAAGCCGUAUCGUAAGGCUCCGCCGCAGCACCGCGAGACUCGCCACGCCCUGCCCACUGCCCCACCCCCACCUGCACCGCAGCCCAACAUCAAUCAGGAGGCCUUAUCAGACUCUGACAGGAUCAGAAUUCUUCAGCAGCAGAAUGAGGACCUGCGGCGCCGCCUCUCUCUCUCCACCCACAAGAUGGAGGCCAUGGAGGCGGAGUUUGACGGCAGCCGUCACUACAUGGAGGCGGAGCUCAGCCGGACCAGAGAUGACCUGGACAAGAUGAGAGACAAGUUCCGCAGACUGCAGAACAGCUACACGGCGUCUCAGAGAGCCAAUCAGGAUCUGGAGGAGAAGCUUCACGCUCUGCUACGGAAGGUGGAGAGGGACAAAAAGACGAUGGACCAGGAGAUCGUGGAGCUCACCAACAAACUGCUGGAUGCCAAAAACACCAUCGACCGACUGGAGGAGCUCAAUGAGCGCUACAGGCAGGACUGUAAUUUGGCCGUUCAGCUGCUCAAAUGCAACAAGUCGCAUUUCAGGAACCACAAGUUUGCUGAUCUGCCCUAUGAGCUGCAGGACAUGUUGAAUAAACACAUGAAGAGCAGCCUGCCGGAGGGGGGCCCCGGUCCUGGUCCUCAGGAUCCUGACACGCUGAGUUUGACCCCGGCUGACGUGGUGCCGACCUCCGUCAUCGCCAGGGUCCUGGAGAAACCCGAGCCGCUGGUCCUUAACUCCGCCCAGUCCAGCAGCUGUGGCCGGCCCAUUGCCGAGGACGUCUUCGUGCAUGUGGACAUGACGGGCCCUGUGGGGGCCGAGGGUCGAGAGAACGGCAGCGGUCAGGAGGCGUCACCGCAGAACGGGUCCUGUCGCAGUCAGAGUAGUCUGGACGGGCAGUCGGGGGGCGAGGAGGUGGGGGGGGCUCCGUCCUUCGAGAAGCUGAACCCGUACCCGGCGCCCCCGCCCCCCCACCCCCUGUAUCCCGGCCGAAAGGUCAUUGAGUUCUCAUCAGACGACAAAGUGAAGAUCCCCAAAAACUCCCCGCUGCCUAACUGCACCUACGCCACGCGCCAGGCCAUCUCCCUGAGCCUCGUACAGAAUGACGACGAACGGCUGGCUCCCGGCAGCCCCGCCCCCUCCUCGUCCUCUGGCGGGGGGGGAGUCAAUCAACGUACGCCACCAUCACAGCGGGACGCCACCAGCGAACCACUGUCCAGCCAGUCCAGCCCCUUCAGCAGCCCACCACAGGCCCCCAGCGUCCUGGCGAGCUCUGGCAGCUCGGAGGAGGACCUUCUGGCCAACUGGCAGAGGAUGUUUGUGGAGAAGAUGGCCCCGUCCUGCGACAGCUCUCUGGUCCACCGCACCUCGUUCAGCAGUCAGACGGCUCAGGAGCUGCAGAGGAGGAGGGAGGCGUGCGGGGCCGGCACCCCCUUCGACCGACACAGGGCGGCGUACUCAGAUGGCGAAGAGGGAUCGUCGGCAAGGAGCUGGACGCCGAGCCGCGGCUCCAGCCUAGACACAGAUACCGACACAGAGCUGCGGCCCGGCAGGAGGGGGCGCUACGGGGGACACGGCUCCACAGAGGAGGGGGAGAGGCUGCUGAUGAACCUGGAGGACGAUGGUGGCAGUGGAGACACGGCAGUCACUAUGGCGACCAGUCCUGCUGAAGCUCAGAGGAAGGAGUUAGAGAAGGAAGAGGAGGAGGAGGAAGACGAGAGCUCGGCCGAGGAGAGAGACGUCCUCCCCCACGAACUGCCCGUCAUCGCGCCCCGCCUCCUGGACUUUGACCCCACCCUCGCUGCCGCCCCCUUGCAGCGGCCCCAGAAGAGUCCAAAGAGGAUGGGCGUCCACCACCUGCACCGCAAAGACAGCCUGACCCGAGCCCAGGAGCAAGGCACGCUGCUGGACUGAUGCUCCCUCUUCACUGUCUGAGCACGCCUCACUCACCCCACACUGUGUCCCUCAGCUGCUGUCUGUCUCCAUGGAAACUGACCUGUCUGUCACAGGGUCAGAGGUCAUACUCAUCCAGGAUAUAGCCAUACUCUACUGUAUGCUGCCGAGAUCGCAGCCUGUUUGUGUGUGUGUGUGUGCGUGCGUGUGUGUAAGUGUGUGUGUCGGACCAGCGAGAUGCUUUUGGCCACAGAGGGGGCUUGGUGUGUCCACAUACUUUUGGCAUGUAGAAUAUGUAGACACAUCACCUGUCCAAAUACUUUUGGACACAGAAAGUGCUUCAGUCUGCAUAUUUUUGGCCAUAUUGUGGUCAGAUAUCUACAUACCUCAUAACAAAUACACUUAUUGGCCAAAAGUAUGUGGACAAUUAAUAGUGGUAGUUCCUUGAUUACUUGUCCACUUACUUUUGGCCACAGAGAGAAUUUUGAACACCUGUCCAAAAUAAAUUUUGAAUAACAAUAGAAUCAGUAUUAGAAACCCCAUAUCUAUUCUGUGUGCGUGUGCGUGUGCGUGUGCGUGCACGCGUCAGACCGAUCAGCUCCUAUUGAUCAGAUGAUCAUUAAACUCAGUGAUGAAGUCGCAGUAAAUCAGCUGAUCAGUUCCUGUUUGUGUGGAUGUUAAUGUUUAAAUUCACACAAACACGUUUGUUUUUCUGUAAUCGAGUGAAAUUCUGUUUUCUUUCACAUAGAAUCGCUGAAAACACCAUAAUAUGUGGCCAAAAGUUUGUGGACAGCUCCUCUGCUCUGUAAAAUACUAAAUAAAAAACGGAUUGUUUUAUUCUUUGCCAGAAUUAAAUAUUUUUGACAUUUCCACCAAAUUUUCAGGAGGUAAAAUUUACAGACAAUAUAACUGAACAAUCAAACAAUGACUAAACAUAUGUGAACGUUUUCUUAAAUACUCAGAAAAUUGCACAGACUUUGGUUGGUGAUGGCAGCACACUUAUAGCAGUAGUUGAAAUGUAAUUUGGUGUCUGCGUAUUUUAGGUAAACUGUCCACAUACCUUUGGCCAUGUAGCAUAUUGUGAUCAGGUGUAGUUUGAAGCAGUAGUUUGCUCUGGUGUCCAGGGACAUCGGCCCCAUCACCUGUGACACAUAAGCAGUAUAUUAGAGUCAUUAUUAAAAGCCCUGUAUCGGUCUUUUCGGUGUGUGUGUGUGUGUGUGUGUGUGUGCGCGUGCGCGCGUGCGUGUGUGCUUGUAUCAGAAAAGAAAAAAAAACAUCUUUGCCUUGUUUCCUGACCUGAGCAGGAGCUUUUAUUUUGAAGAGAACAGAUGUGACACACCUGGAUAAACACACACACACACAGACUCUCAGUGCCUAUAACUUUCUUUUGGGAAGUUGCGAGUACGACACCGGGGCUGUUGAAGGUCAGACUUUUAUUUUUUCAUCUCUUCGCUAGUCGUUCAUUUCCUGUCAUGGCGUGUUAUUUAGUCACCUGACUGGGUUGUCGAGGAGUCGCAGACGUUUGACCCUGACUGACAUCCCCUGCACCUGCGGGGGGUGGAGCUUCUCCUCGGCUCCCACCUGGAAUGUAAUCAUCAAUGUUUGUGUUUCCUGUCGUCGCCACUGUUCAGUUUUUCUUUGGAGUAGAAAUCUGUUAUUCAGAGAUCUGUGUUCUGUUUGGCUUUGAUUUGAUUUGUUGUUGUUUGGUUGUUUUUCUGAUCAGUUUGGUUUUUGUGUUCACUUUUUUUCUCGGUCGUACGGAGGCCUGAUAGUGCCAGAAACGCCGCUCGGUAUCGAUGUAGGCGUUGCUUUUUCCAAACAGCUCGCUGUGAAAAAUAUUAUCUGAUGUUCUAACCAGAGUCCCACACGGACGUGAUCUGUACCUGAAGCGCUUGGCCAACAGACGCUUGCACGUUUUACGCGCUCAUGGAAUCGGGCCUCGGUUUUCUCGCUAAUCGUUGGUUUUGUUGAUGGUGACGAGUCCACCGUUCCCAGUGCAGGUUCAGAUUAUCUUCACAGGACUGAUAUCAGCUGUUUACCGUUCGCCUCCUACAGUUGUAUCACAUCUGGAUUAGCUUACUGCUAAUGCUAACACAACGUUCCCUGCCUCUGCUGCUUCACAUUAAAACACGUCAACUGGCUUUUAUUUUGAAGCGGCCACAGGAAACACUUCAUCUUUUUGAUAUUUCUGGCACUGGCGAGCCUCCGUACAGUAACUGGACGUUAGUCCUGUGAGGUCGGUGUCGGGUCGCCUCAUCGCAGCUCUCUGAUUGUGACUCUCACCGAGGAGCAGUGGCUGAAUGAUCGAUCAGCGGUCGAUGGAUUUUCCGGAGCGGACUGGGCCGAGUGUUUCUUCGCUCCUGAGACGCUGACGUGUAUCUGUGACAGUUUUUCUCAGCAGUGUUUCAGGCUUCAGGUUUUCACACUGAGUGAUUGAGUAUUGAUCAGCACUGAACUCAGUUUGUUGAAGUGUCUCCACCGAAUGUUCUUCUUGUUUUAUUCACAGCUUGUGUUAAAGCUUCAGUCUGUGAUCAGAGUGUCGGCGGCUGAAGAUCGGACAGUAUUGAUCUGUAGGAAAACAACUAUUUUCAUCAUCAGUGAACUGAUUAAUUAUUAGUCUUUAAAAUUAAAAUAAAUGUCUGACACAGUCAGUAAUUUUUUUUAUCCUGUUAUUUUAAGAUCAUUAAUCCAUGAUCUUGUUUUCUCACGUCAACACGACACUGAGCUCGUUUAUCUCUGGAGAACAGAAACCUGUUUCCUGGAGAUAACGAGGCAGAAGACGAGCGCCCAUCACAGAUUGCCGCUUCAUGACAGAACUACGAAUCCUGCUGGUGCACUGUGGGAUGUGAGUGCUGUUGGAGCUCUGUCAGAGUGCAUGAUGGGACACAGAAAACUAAAGUGGAGACAGUCUGUUCCAGCAGCACAGGAAACAGACCACGAGCAAUUUAAAGUGAUAAAACGACUGCAGCUGAUAAAAUGGAGACGAUCUCAACUCUGGAUCCAAACACUAGCUGCUGCUCUUCUGGAGCUUUUGACUGUAUCAUGUGGUCUUCCUCAUGUCCCACUGGCUCUGAGCACUGGAAGGAGUUCUCAUCCAGUUUACAUUGCAUGAUUACAAGUGUCCCAUUUUUUAAGGUUCUUUUUUAUUGACUAAACACACAGUAUGUUUUUAAAGAACCAUAGAGUGGAAAGACACGGGAGUCCGUGUGGGAGCUGUGUGAAUAAAACAUUAUACACAGUGGUAUGGUCCUUCCACUGCAGCCUGUUUGGCUCAGCCCUGAAUUAUUCACAGCAGCAUUUUAUCCUGUGCAACAGCUCCAAAAUCCCGCAUUUAGAGAGACACAUGAACGCACCAUCCACCCCUUCAUCCUCCUUUGCCACCUCCUCUUCCUCCUGUAGAACGAGCAGCUGAUGUUAAAUUAUUAAGGUUUUAUUACCGUCAGAAAUGGGUCGCUAAUACUUUAUUGUGUGUGUGUUUAAUAUUUCAGAGCGAAUCAGAUGUUCAGUAGAAAGUCAAAUGAAUGAGUGUGUGUCAGUGUGUUACAGUGUGUGUCAGUGUGUGUAUAAAUAGACUUUACAUCAGGCCUGCUGAAACUUUAAUGACUCUUCUUCAUGAAUAUAAUACCUUCUCCACUCCAUCCUCCAUCCCCUCCACCUCCUUCAUCACCCCUCCAUCCCCUCCACCUCCUGCAUUACUGCUUCCUGCCGAUUUAAACAAUGAUGAACGUGUUUAUUAGCAGAAAGAGCAGAAGUGAGAUCUGGUCACAUGAUCACCGGAGACUCAGGUGGAGAUGCAUUUUAAUACCAGGUGUGAACUGUCCACCUGUGAUGGGAUCACCUGAGGCACAUUGAUGCCAGAUGUGAGCAGGGCUUCAGUUGGCAGCACUGCCUGUAAAUACCCCCUGAUGAUGUAAUAGAAACCAAAAAAUUCAUUUUGAAAGAGCAACGGCCAAUGAGAAAACUCUGAUCCCCAGCCAGCUGGCCAAUGGUGUAACUUCCUCAGUCAGUUGGCGACAGAUGUUCACGGUUGCUGGUCCUGAUGUUGCUGUCGUGAUCACGUGAUCUGUCCGUAAACUGCAGCCUGAACAUUACUCUGACAGAACAGUCUGUUUCUGUGCUGAUCUGAGGUCAGCUUCAAGUCCAUCGGUGUGUUCUCUGUGUCCCUUCAUGCAUGAGAAAUACAGAAGUAUCCCGUUCAUCUCAGUACACCUUCAGUUUCAAGUCAACAUGAGAUUUGACUUUUUGUAUUUGUCAU